Molecule: messenger RNA, 1356 nt
Organism: Scleropages formosus (Asian bonytongue)
Lineage: Eukaryota; Metazoa; Chordata; Actinopteri; Osteoglossiformes; Osteoglossidae
Product: proteasome subunit alpha type-6-like
Exons: 7
Coding region: 484-1224 (246 amino acids)
Biological process (GO): ubiquitin-dependent protein catabolic process
Cellular component (GO): proteasome core complex, alpha-subunit complex; proteasome core complex
Source: RefSeq, a predicted model, not a curated record
CACACACACACAGAGUCCAGCAGAAAGUCAAGUACAUUGAGUCUAGCCGCGUAAUCCAUUUUAACGAAUACCUGAAGAACACGCAAACUUUUCAAUACGGCAACACGUGACGUGCUGUCAGAUUCCUAAUGAUAAACCGCAAUUCGUGAUUUACGUUUUAAUAUGAAUGUGUGUGUGUGUGUGUGAGAGAGAGAGUGACUCAGUGCGAGUGUGUGUUCGUGUGCGCCUUGACUUCCUCGGUGCUGCACCACCACCACCAUGAAUCAUGACGAUCAUGGCAGGCAAAGAGAAAGUGAAAGGAGAAGAAAGAAGCGCGGAGGAGCUGCUGACUCUGUAGCCUCAGCGUCGACAGUCGAGUCGCGUCGCUCGAAAGCUCGAGUUCGGGAAGACGUCGUCGUAGUGGAGCCGAACGGCGGUUUGUGUCGGCGAAGUCGUGCCCAUCCGUGCAGCUGUGUUGCUAUUUCUUAUGCUCAUAUAUGAGACAUGUCCCGGGGCUCCAAUGCUGGCUUUGAUCGACACAUCACCAUCUUCUCCCCAGAAGGCCGCCUCUAUCAAGUCGAGUAUGCCUUCAAAGCCAUUGCCCAGAGCGGUCUGACAUCGGUCGGGGUCCGGGGGACGGACUGCGCGGUGGUCAUCACGCAGAAGAAAAUCCCGGACAAGCUGCUUGAUGCUUCCACGUUGACCAACAUGUUUCCACUGACCCAACGCAUCGGUUGCGUCAUGACUGGCCAUAAUGCGGACGGCCGAUCUCAGGUGCACCGGGCGCGGAUAGAAGCUGCUGAGUGGAAGUAUAAGUUUGGCUAUGACAUCACAGCAGACAUGCUGUGCCGGCGUAUAGCGGACAUCUCUCAGGUGUACACGCAGAACGCAGAGAUGAGGCCCCUGGGCUGCUGUAUGAUCCUCAUAGCCAUAGAUCCUCAGCUGGGCCCCGUGCUGUACAAGUGUGACCCAGCGGGCUACUACUGCGGGUUCCGAGCCACCGGUGUCGGCGCCAAGCAGCAGGAAGCCAACAGUUACCUGGAGAAGAAGCUCAAGAAAAGACCAGAACUAACAUACGAGCGGACCGUGGAGCUGGCGAUCAGCUGCUUGUCCUCCAUCCUGUCUCUGGACUUCAAGCCCAGCGAGCUCGAGGUGGGGGUGGUAACCACAGCAAACCCUAAAUUCAGGACACUCACAGAGGCUGAGAUUGAGACGCACUUGGUGGCGAUCGCCGAGCGGGAAUAGACGAAAAGCAUCAAAACCACACACACACUAACCUGCAGACUCUAGCGCAGGUUCUGUGGGAGACGUCUUCAAAGUAUCGAGACCUCCAGAUCUGUCUAGUCCGUGUACCAUUUUCACACAAUAAAGCUUCGA